GCCUGGCCAUUCACAUCUGAUUCGACCUGAACGUGCUACCCAGGAGUGGCAAGCCUGUCUGCUCCAUCCUUCACUACACACUACACACCCACCUUGCUCGACCCUGUCAGAGUUUAGAUCGCUCCGUUCGAUCGUCUCCAUCGUGCCGCUGCCGACUGUCCAAAGCUAUAUACAAAGCUUGUCGGCCUCCACUGCUUUGGCCUCCACUGCUUUGGCCUUCACGCUCGAGUCAGAGUGCCAAGUACACUGCACCUCACUUCAAGUCUCACCACCCCAGACGCCACGAUGGGUGACCAGUCCAUGCGAGACUAUGGCAUUGCCGCACCCCAUGGACCUAACAUGGGCGGCCAGCAUGUCGCUACAGCCGAUUUAUCGAACAUGCACGCCAACGAGGCAUCUGUAUUCAGAUCGCUACUGCUACCCGACGACAGCUACGAUGAGAAUGGAACAUACUGGGCCGACAUGCCGAUCGGAAAGCGACUCAAGUUCGUCAAUCACAUCGACUCGCAAGAGGCCAAGAAGGAACUCCAAAGCAUUGGACGAAUGGUGAAGGCCGAUCCACUUUCGCCAGUUGGCUACUAUAUGCGAAAUAUGGUCAUUCCUGGUAUGGGUUUGCUUCUUGAAGGUUACGUCCUGUUCUCUAUCGGCAACGUCAAGCCCUUGUUCCAGGCUGCAUUCCCAGGCUGCUGGAAGAAGAACACGGUCUGCGACAUCACCUGGAUUCAAGCUGUCGACUACCUCGAGAUCUGUGGUAUCAUUGUUGGUCAGGUGGUUGUCGGAAUCCUUGGUGACUGGCUCGGUCGACGAUGGGGUCUCAUUCAGGACGCCGUCAUCAUGUUCUUGGGACUCAUCAUGCUCACAGCGUCUUGGGGUGUCACACUCAAUGGAUGGGUCAUCUGCUACGUCUGGUCGCUCUUCUUCUACGGCAUUGGAGUGGGAGGCGAGUACCCCAUGACUGCGACUUCUGGUAUGGAGAACGCUGUCGGCUCUGGUAAGAUCUCCACCCGUGAGGAUCGCCUGCAUCGUGGCCGUAAAGUGACUUCGGCAUUCUUGAUGCAAGGUUGGGGACAGUUCUUCAACCAGGUCAUCCUGAUCUUGCUGCUCUUGAUCUUCCACGGCGGAAAGUCGAGCGCUCCCUAUGGAAAGACCCUCGUGCAAUGGACCUACCGUAUAUCCUUCGCAAUUCCUGCCGCUGGCACACUCUGGCUCGUCUACUACCGUACCUAUAAGAUGCGAUCUGCUUCGAAGCAGCUCCAAGCCGCCAAGAAGAAGCAGUCAGUUACCGGGUACGAUGUAAAGUCGAUGGGCCUCACCUUCACCUACUUCGGUGGUCGUGUUUUCGCAACUGCUGCGGCUUGGUAUGCCAACGACGUCUUCUUCUACGGCAACAAGCUCUUCCAAAGUGAGUUCAUUGCCACAAUCUCCGGUCAGACUACAUCCGUGAUGGUCAACUGGCUUUGGAACCUGCUCAACAUCGGUGUCUCUCUGGUCGGCUACUACCUCGCCUCAUUCCUGAUCGAUAACAAGAAUUACGGUCGCAAGUGGAUGCAAAUUGUCGGCUUCAUAGGAGAUUUCAUCUGCUUCGUCAUCCCAGCUUUCAACUACCACUACUAUGCCGAAGGCGCUGGUGUCCACAAGUUCAUGGCCAUGUACUUCAUCUCGUCCUUCUUCAACCAGUUUGGGCCGAACUCGGUCACUUUCUUGGUCGCCGCUGAGGUCUUCCCGACGCCAGUCCGUGCCUCCGCUCACGGAUUCAGCGCUGCCUGCGGUAAGCUUGGCGCUCUUACAGCUGCAGUGUUGUACAACUACAUCGACAUCCCGACACGCUUCCUUGUGGUGCCAUGGUUCGGUCUUGCGGGCGCUUUGAUCACUUUCGUCUUCCUUCCAGAUACCACCGGUCUUGAUCUGAAGGAGCAAGAACGCCGAUGGGCAUACAUUCGCGCCGGCCGUGAACACGAAUACCAUGGCGUUGCAGUUCACCCACAGCAUCUCUCUCUGUGGGAGCGCAUGUGGGGUCUCAGCAAGAACUACAAUGCUGAGGAGGAUUACAAGCAGCGAGUUGAGGAGAUGCGCACCGAUUGGGAGGCCGCGAUGGCGAAGCGGGCUGCUGAGAAGGAGCACGGAGAUGAUGUUCCCGACGCAGAUGACUGGAGCUCAGAGGUCAGCACAUUCUUUGAGCGUACAAGAGGCCAGAAGAGUGGACAAAGCACAUUCAAGCAGCAGCAGCAGCAGCAGAACGGUGGUGGGCUCAACGGGCAUGCCAAUGACUCACCGAAUGGCAACUCCAUCGAAGAGGAGAAGGAGUUGAAGCAGUAGUUUUUGCACUGAUGUUCGAGGCAUUUAGACCGUAAACUAGCGCUGGCUAGAAUUACAUCGGUGGUGUAUUGCAUAUGGUACAUGAGGUGUCCGGCAGACUAGACUGUAUAGCAGAACAAUGGCGCUCGUGGCUGC
Messenger RNA from Pseudocercospora fijiensis CIRAD86, 2451 nucleotides. RefSeq lists its product as uncharacterized. Gene Ontology annotation, cellular component: membrane. Gene Ontology annotation, biological process: transmembrane transport. The record is from RefSeq and is a predicted model, not a curated record. The transcript has 2 exons. Bases 286 to 2316 code for a protein of 676 amino acids. NCBI's taxonomy places the organism in Eukaryota, Fungi, Ascomycota, Dothideomycetes, Mycosphaerellales, Mycosphaerellaceae. Gene Ontology annotation, molecular function: transmembrane transporter activity.